AUGUUGAGGUGAGUUUUUAAAUUAUUUUUUUGAAAAACAUUUUUUUCUAUUCAGAAAAAAAAUCAUAGAACCAUUUUUUUUCUAAUUCACGACAGCAAGAAAUGUAGGAAAACAAUAUAAAAGUUUUUUUCUGAAAUGUGUUUUUCUGUCCAAUGAAACAAAAGAAUUAUCUACACCAUCUAUUAUUAGUGAAAAACUCAUUUUUUUCGGAAAGCAAACAAUUUUAUGUCAACAAAAAUGACCAGCCUAUGUAGUUCUAUCUUCAAUAUCACUGCUCGCGCCCAUCAUGACCCGAUAGGAACACUUGACUUGACCGGAUUUUGUCCCCCAUGUUUUUAGCUGGCUGCCAUUGUCAAGUGGUUCCUCGUGUCGUGAUUUUGAAUGUUAACAAAUACACGUUUCUGGUUCUAUGAUCUAGAAAAAAGAUAGUGAUCUUAAAAAUGAUAUGAUUUUUUUCAGCUCACGAGUUUUGUUAUCAUUAACAUUGGUGGCAUUGAUCGGCGCUGAGAACGUUGCCGAACAACAACAAAAUGAUCAGAUUCCUGCGUGGUAUCAAAUGUCCAAGCCAGCAACAGGUGGAUCGCAAAGAGUCGCAUCCGCCGGAGGAGUUCCAGUAGCACAAGCAUCUCCAUCGUACUACGAACGAAUUGAAGCACCGACGUACGAGACAAGAAGAGAGCAACCUGGUUAUGAACGACCAGGGAUUCAGACCAAUCAGUACGCCAAGUGAGUUGUUUUUUAAUCAGAUUUAUUUUAACCUCGUGGAAUUUCAGCUAUCCAACCUAUCAAAAUCGUCAACCGUAUGAGAAUUUGAAUGCUUUGACCGCUGGCGCCUCGCUUUCAAACUUGCAACAAGCCGCUGGACGUCGUUAUCCAUCAAGUGUUCCAAUUCAAGCAGCCGGCAAUGAUGUGAGUAGUAGACCGAUCUUGGCUCUGCAGCCUUAUCACACUUCACUCCCAUCACAGCAUCCAGGUCGUGUAGUUUGGUACACAAGUAGUAAACGCACCAGUCCUUAUAAUCAUUUAGCUCUUACCACCCCACAGAGUGUUGUUGUUGUUGAGAAUCAUAAUUCACCACCUGAACGCGUAGUUUUCAUGUCACCUCAAACACGCAAACGCAUUAGUGAUCUGUAUCAGCAGAUGCGAGCGUUCUAUUAUUUCAACGAGUUUAUCGGUUGGAAUAACAUGAAAAGCAUUUUCUUGAAUCGACUUUAUCAUCAUCGCCGUGUUUGAGUAUGUAGUCUAAGUUUGUUUGUUUCUGCAUCCAUCCAUCCAGUAUUUUACCCCCCCCCCCCCAACGAGUUAAUUUACCAUUUUCCCCCCGGUGUCUAACCCGACAAUUUAAUCAUGCAUUUUGUUGUGAUAAAUUGUUUGAUCAUCUUGUGUUUUAUUUUUGGAAAUUGCAUCGAAAAAAUUUCAGAAUCUAUCAAUAAAAAAUAAACACAAGAUAGUCAAACAUGCAUGUACACUAACCAUUUUUGUUAAUAAACUCCCGGGCCGCCUCUUUCUAUCGCUUUUGUUUUCUAGAAUCAAUCGGCUGUCAAACGCUAUCACAAACUUUUACUCAAACGUAGACAAUGGACAACAAAAAUCCCAAGAGUUCUCGCUAAAUCAACAACAUCUCCUGAAACAACAACAACAACUUCGGAACCAAUCACAACUCCAAAAAUGCCGAAAUCAUUGAAGAGCAUUUAUUCCACAAUUGUGCCAAAGAAGAAGGAAGAAGGGCCGACAACAACCAGAAAAGUUGUGCGAGCGAGUACGAGAGCACCGAUGGCUAGAACUUUUAAACCAUAUGGAACUCGUAAGGGAUGGAGAAUGUGGAAGAAAGCUACAACAGCUCAACCUUCAACAACACAAGAAUCGACGACGACUGAAGUUCCAACAACCACUCCAGAAGAGCUCUCUACAACCACAGAAGAAGUGACCACGCAAGAAAUUUUGACAACUGAGGAGCCAACAACUUCUACUACAGAAGAAUAUACCACCUUAGCCACUAGUUCAACUACUGAAGAACCAACAACAACUGAAGAGAUCACAAGCACCACUGAAAAAGAAGUGAUAGUAACGACAGAAGAUCUAAUUGAAACUUCAACGGAGAUCAGCACAACAACAACAUCAACAAAUGAAGAGGACGGAUCAACGACGACAACAACGACGACGACACACGGACCAUUAAGGUAUAUUUGCCGACAUAGAGCGGGACCGAACGAAUCGGGCCCGUUCGCCGAACGACACCUUCAAACGACACAGGGACCAUUUAGGCCGAUCGUCGUUGGAACGCACAGUUGGAAACCGUUGCGAUUCAAAAAACCGCAAAACGUCACCGACUUGUCGACAGCGCCAAAAGGGUUGAAACUUCUUGAAUAUCUUUUGGUGGGCACUUUCUCUUCUUUUUUGUUUCUUUUCAUUAUUCACACUCUCUCUCUCUCUCGUUUAUCCGGUAUUGUUUUGGGGGUGAAAAAAACAUGGUGGAGGGAACAACAUUGUGGGGUUUGAUUUUUGCAGACCCGUACUGACGCAUUUGCCAGAGGACUGAAAAGAGCGUUCAAGGGCGUAAGUUUAGAGUCCUACUAGAGUUCCUAAUAUUUUUCCUCAACUAAUUCAAACAAACAGAACUUGAAGAUUGAAUUUAGGGUUGAGCAAAUUCUACCAGCGCACGCUUACCGAUAAACAAAACGCGCUAAUACUUACGUUUGCGUACACAUCUACCCAAAAACACACCUAUACCAUCAGAAAAAUCAUUCAAAAAUGUAUCACACGCACAACUAAUCCAAUUUCAGCCAAACACAGAACUCUUGGCCGCAAUCAAGGAUGUCGUCGCAAAAUUCAAGGUAAAUAGAGACUUCUUCCAAAUCCAAAAAGAAUAUUCCGAAUCUAUCUUCUUUCUCAUUUUAUUUUCAAUACAAAAUUCAGGCUAGCCUUGAUGAAGCCGGCAUCGAUCAAGACGUUCGUCAAAUGGGAAAUCAAUUGAAAAAUACCUGGCAACAAUUGAGGACAGGUACGCAUCAACAAGGUCACUUUUUUCACGAUAAGUUUAUCCCCAUUUCCCCACGAUCUCAUCACCGAAAAUCCCCUUAAACACUAACUCAUGCGCACUCUAACAAAUAUUACAGGACUUGAUAGAGGAAUUAAUGCAGUACGUAAAAGCGCGGAAACUUCAAUGAGUCACUUCCAAUACGGUGCCGCUGAACGUGAACGUGAACGUCAACCACCAGUUCAACCAGUACCAAUGCCAGUUCACAUUCCAUACCAACAACAUUAUCAAUAUCCAGUCACCGCCUCAUCAAAUGCUUAUACCCCUGGUCAUUUUUUAUAAUUAGUUUUCCCUUGAUUUUUAACAUUUUCAGUUAUCAACAGAUUGUUUCCCCAAAAUUUCUAGAGAAAACAAUAUUAAAAUUUUCAGGCCCGAUGAACGAGCAACUAGGUAAAUUGUUCGAAAAAGCCGUAGCCGAUGCGGCCGAAUCGAAACAACAAACUAGAAACAAUCAAUAAACUAUUUCAUCAUUCCUAAUUUCAAAAACAGUGAGUUAGAUCUAUGAAUCAACAAGUUCAAUCUCAAUAUUUUCUAGAUUCUUCGAUUGCAAGUCAAGCAGUCUGCCAACAGUACGUACACAUUGUACAUGACAAUUUUUUUGUGACCAAAAGUAUAAAAUUUUCAUUUUUCAUGUGGCUUAUUUUUCGUUUGAUAUAUUUUCAGAAAAAUACGAUUUUCAGAGAAAAUCUUUGUCCGAGAGAAGUUAGUUGA
Messenger RNA from Caenorhabditis angaria, 3748 nucleotides. NCBI's taxonomy places the organism in Eukaryota, Metazoa, Nematoda, Chromadorea, Rhabditida, Rhabditidae. The record is from the annotation of a GenBank genome assembly.